AAUGCCGGUUUCCGGCCUAUUCUAGGUAACUUGUUUCCGUUUCCUGCCUGUGAUCUCUCCCCUCUGCCUUUUCAGUUUCAGUGAAUCCUCCGAAUUAUAUUUUAUUGUUUAUCGUUCAGUUGAUCAAUCAACAGAGACAAUUAUAUAUUUUAUUCAUUGAAGUACAUGCUCACUUCGUUAUAUAGUUAGUUAUCGUCGCGCUAAAGAUUUGGGCUGUUUUUUAUCAGGGCUUCAGGGGAAUUUGUCCUAUUCCCUGCCCUUGUCUUAUCAUCAAGAAGAUAAAGUUCUGAUUCUUCACAGCUUCAGUUCAAGAUGGGUGAGACAGGAAUACUUAGCAGGGAAGUGUAUGAAAACUGCGAUGGUGAAGAAGAAGCAGUUUUCUACGAGGACGUGGAUUUGCUCCAGAAACAUGGCAUUAAUGUUGCAGACAUCAAGAAAUUGAAAGCAGCUGGUAUCUGCACAGUGAAGGGUCUGCAGAUGACCACCCGCAAAAAGCUAUGUGCCAUCAAAGGCUUAACAGACCAGAAGGUGGACAAAUUAAAGGAAGCCUGCACCAAAGUGACUGAGGUGGGCUUCAUGAGUGCUCUUGAAGUUUGCGACAAGCGUAAAUGUGUCUUCCGCAUUGGGACUGGCAGCUCUGAAUUAGACCAACUGAUGGGAGGAGGAAUAGAAUCAAUGGCAAUAACGGAAGUAUUUGGUGAAUUUAGAACGGGAAAAACGCAACUUUCUCACACACUCUGCAUAACAGCACAGAUACCAACAGAAUCAUACUCGGGAGGAAAAGUCGUAUUCCUCGAUACAGAGAACACAUUCCGGCCGAAUCGUUUAACAGCCAUAGCAGAACGAUUUAAUUUAGACCAGACUGCUGUCCUGGAGAAUGUUUUAUACGCACGAUGCUACACAAGUGAUCAUCAAUGUGAGCUACUGGAUUUAGUCGCUGCAAAAUUUCAAGAAGAAGGAGGCAUUUAUAAAUUACUGAUAGUUGAUUCCGUUAUGGCACUGUUCCGAGUUGACUACAGUGGUAGAGGAGAGUUAGCAGAACGCCAGCAGAAACUUGCUCAAUUCAUGUCACGAAUCCAGAAAAUUUCAGAAGAAUACAACGUAGCUGUUUUCAUCACUAACCAAAUGACAUCAGAUCCAGGAGCUGCACUUUCAUUUCAGGCAGACCCAAAAAAGCCGAUAGGAGGAAAUAUCAUAGCCCAUGCUUCUACAACAAGAAUCUCAUUGAGAAAAGGUCGAGGAGAAGUUCGCAUCGCUAAAAUUUAUGACAGCCCUGAUAUGCCUGAAAGCGAAGCAUCAUUUGCGAUCUCUGAGGGUGGGAUCAUAGAUGCAAAGGAUUAAGUAUCCAAUACAUUUCUAAUCUACAUUUUUUGUACACUUUUUCUCCUAGACUGAUUUCUAAUCGUCAAAUGUUAUCUCUAAUGAUUAUAAUGUACUGUAAAAAUGUAAGAAAAGUAAAUCAUGUGAUUGAAAUCACGCCAAAGAAGGAUUUUAUUUUCAUUUUUUAAAGCAGAAAUAUGAUUUAAAUUUGUUCAGUUUUUCAAGUGAUUUUAGAAUUCGUCUGCAACAAUUUUUAGUAUGUAAAAAUAUUUUUAAGCACUCAGGGUGUAUCACUCAUUAUCUUUUCGCCAAUUUCAGAAUUAUUUCUUGACACUGCAAGGUUUUUGAAUGAAUAUUUUUUUCCAUAUUUAAUACUCCUAUAAAUUAUCAGUAAAGCUAAUAAAUUGUUUAUUUUCCAA
Messenger RNA from Bemisia tabaci, 1739 nucleotides. Its product is annotated as meiotic recombination protein DMC1/LIM15 homolog. The record is from RefSeq and is a predicted model, not a curated record. Gene Ontology annotation, molecular function: DNA strand exchange activity; ATP-dependent DNA damage sensor activity; ATP hydrolysis activity. NCBI's taxonomy places the organism in Eukaryota, Metazoa, Arthropoda, Insecta, Hemiptera, Aleyrodidae. Gene Ontology annotation, cellular component: condensed nuclear chromosome; nucleus. Gene Ontology annotation, biological process: chromosome organization involved in meiotic cell cycle; DNA recombinase assembly; DNA repair.